This is a messenger RNA of Adineta steineri, 297 nucleotides long. Lineage: Eukaryota; Metazoa; Rotifera; Eurotatoria; Adinetida; Adinetidae. The record is from the annotation of a GenBank genome assembly.
AUGAAAGUUAUCAAUAUAAACCUUGAUUCAAUUAUUGGUAAACAUUUCUCACAAUUGAUUCGUACAAUAACAUCAAUACAUUUAAUUGAAUCAAUUGAUUAUUUAAAUAAUGAAAAUAAUUCUUCAUCAUAUUCAAAUUUAUUAAAUACACAAGCUGAUAGUACAAAGAAUAUUUUAGUAAAUAUUGAUGAAAGUGAAGAUGAUGAAAAAAUAAAACGAUUAGAAUAUGAACAUUUAAUAUUAGGACAAAAAAUUGACACAUUAAAACGAUCUCAAACAUCUUAUGAAACAUUAUAA